AUUUUGAUGACGGACAGGAAGAGCUGAAGAAGACGACAAAACUCCACCCACAUCUCGUCAGGUGUCACGUCCAGUUUCUUUCCACAGUCGGACCAAUAUAGGUGAUUCCCUGAAACUCACCGAACUGGGGUUUCCUGUCUUUCGUGGAUCCAGCGUGUCCGAGCUGCUGUGAAAAAAAACAAAACAAAAAAAAGUUUCCGGAGUUCGUUGUCGGUCCGUGGAGGAGUUGGGAGGCUGUGAGCUCGGUUCGGAGCUCCGGGAUGGCGGCUGUGAAGGCUCUGCAGCAGUGGUGCCGGGUCCAGUGUGACGGAUACCGGGACGUGUCCGUGACCAACAUGACCACGUCCUUCAGGGACGGCCUGGCGUUCUGCGCGCUCAUCCACAGACACAGACCCGACCUCAUUGAUUUUGAUUCUCUGAGGAAGGAAAAUGUCUAUGACAACAACAAACUGGCCUUCAAGGUUGCAGAAGAUGAAUUGGGAAUUCCAGCGCUGUUAGAUGCAGAAGACAUGGUGGCUCUAAAAGUCCCUGACCGACUCAGUAUUCUGACGUAUGUCUCGCAGUACUACAACUACUUCCACGGGCGCUCUCCCAUUGGAGGUAUGGGAGGUAUAAAGCGUCCAGCAGAGUCGAUCACCAAUGAGCCACCUGGAAAGAAGAACCAGCCAGUUGUAUCUAAGAUGUUUACAACUUCUAAACCCACUAGAGAAAACAGUCCUCCUCCUCCUUCCAAUGUCACAAGACCCUCUUCUUCCCCAAAACCAAACAGAAAUCCAACACAGGAUGUUGGGAAAUCCAUUCAGACCGGCACCUUGAGCAACAAAUGUACGACAUGUAACCAACAUGUUCACCUGGUGCAGCGACACCUAGUGGAUGGGAAGCUGUACCACAGGAACUGUGCAAAGUCACUAUCACUUAAUACAAGCUCAGCACUUCGGGAUUUAUCUACAAACUCCUAUGUUUCCAAAUUCAAUCCUCAACCAGAACCCAGUAAGGCUAACACGGUGACACCGGCUAACGCAGUGACUGCGGCUCACGCUCCAUCUAAACAGGGAUCUGCGUGGUUAUCAAAGAAGGCUGACACCCCUUCAAACGGCUCCACUGCAUUUUCUACUCCGCAGCAUUUGUCACGCCCUCCUUAUGCUGCCAAGGAAAGUUCUUCACCUUUUGUGUCUAAACCAACAGCAUCACGUGACACUACAUUUACUGAAACAGGCUCCAAAGCAUUUGCAACUUCACCUUCCUCACAGCCUGCAUCUGGCCUUUCUUCUACCACUAAGGAGCAUCCAACACCCUUUGUGUCUAAACCAUCAGCUUUACAUGAUUCUAAAUUUACCACUAAAAGCUCCAAUGCAUUCUCAUCAUCACCUUCCUCACAGCCUGCAUCAGGCCCUGCUGCUGCUGCUAAGGAGCUUCCAACACCUUUUCAUCCAACACCUUUUGUGUCUAAACCAACAGCAUUGCGUGACACUACAUUUACUACAAAAGGCUCCAACAUAUUUUCAGCUGCACCUUCUUCCCAGCCUAAACCAAGCCCUACUUCUGCUGCUAAAGAAAGUCCAACAGCGUUUGUGUCUAAACUCGCAAUUUCACAAGACACUACCACAAAAGGCUCCAACGCAUUCUCUACUUCAUCUUUUUUGCAGCCUGCAUCGCGCCCCAACUCUGCUGCUAAAGAAAGUCCACCAGCUUUUCAGUCCAAACCCACAGCUUCACACGACACUACUUUCAGCACAACUAUCACCAUCAGCCCUGCUCCCACAGCUGCUCCUCAUACAUCGCCUCCUACCUCUGUCACUGCAGCUAAGACACGGGAGACCAAGCUAAAAUUUCUUGAACCGAACACGUCAAAGGAUGACGAGAAAAUGAAAACAACCUUCAGCACUGGUAUAAACAAAGGUCAGGCUGUGACUGGUAAGAGACUAGAAGGGAUCCCAGGUCAGCCUGUAACUGUGGUUAUCAAUGUUAAGGAUACAGACAAGGGUGGAGCCGCAGCUAAAACAAUUCCUGUGGGUGGCAGGGCGACCACAAAACAGGAAAAUGUUGACAGCAAUAAGACAAAAGCCUCAGCAGCAACUUUCAUCUCCAAAAAACUGUCAGAGGAGAACAACAAUAACAGCAGUAAGCCAGCAUGGACAAAUGUAGCUCUCAAGAAAACUGAACCUCAGGCUCAAGUAGAGACAACUAAGAAGGAGACGGGGGGUGUGAGGGGCAGGGUGAGGCUGAGAGCAGACCCAUCGAUCCUUGCUGACCUGCAGCCUCAGGAGCCUCAGAAGCCUUCUUUCAGCCCGCUUGGCCAGAAAGGACUCGCAGACAGGACUCCAGACAGAGGAGGCUUACACCUCGACAAAACCUCCCCCAACACAUCAGUCUCAGAAAAUGAGUCUCCUGCAGACUGGAGGUCGAAGCUCAAACCUGUCUCCAAAGAAACCAAACCUGCGGGUUCUUCACAGUCCUCUCCUAAACCGUCGGCUAAUGGAGCCACGAAGACCUCAGUGCCUUCGUUCAUGUCUUCCACUUCCAACACCAGGAUUCCUGCGACUCCCGCAGCGUCACGGGGACUUCAAAAUGUCCAGAAAGAUCCAGUCACCAAUGGCACCAAGGCAAAGACCUCUAAGACGAAACCAGGCUACAUCCCCAGGGAGGAAAUCAUGAAAGAGCUUCAGGAAAUUGAAAACAAUUUGAACGAGCUGGAGAAGACGGGAAUCGAGCUGGAGAUGAAGCUGCGCAGGAGCGAGGAAGAGGGCAAAGAUGACUCGGUCAUGGAUGAGCUUAUGGUCGAAUGGUUCAGCUUGAUCAGAAACAAGCAGGCGGCCAUGCGUCGUGAGUCUGAGCUGGUAUACAUUGGAAGAACUCAGGACCUGGAGGAAGAGCAGCCCAGUGUGGUGCAGGACCUCAGGAGACUAAUGGAGAAACCAGAGCACCUGAAGACUGCCUGGGACAGGCAGAAAGAAAAGCAGCUGAUGGAGAAGCUGUUGGAGAUCGUUAACGACAGAAACGCCAUCGUAGAGGGUCUGGACGAGGACAGACUCAGGGAGGAAGAGGAGGACGAGCAGCUGAACAAAAUGAUGGAGAGUUUCAACAUCAAGAAAGACAAAAGCAAGAAAAAGUCCUCCGUGCUGAAACUGUUCGGCUGGGGAAACAAGAAGGAGGAGUGAAACAAACUGUCUUACUGCGACGCUUCUGCUGCUUACUGUCAGCGUGCCCUGAUUCAUCGAAUGACACGGACGCUGCGUGUGACUGUGUGCGCGUGUUUGUGAGAGAGAUCUGUCAUCGUCAUCACUUCCUAAAGAAUGCCCUUCCCUCUGUCGACUGCAUCACUCAAGAUCUGCCAUUCCU
Messenger RNA from Nematolebias whitei (Rio pearlfish), 3339 nucleotides. RefSeq names its product MICAL-like protein 2. Gene Ontology annotation, molecular function: protein binding. Lineage: Eukaryota; Metazoa; Chordata; Actinopteri; Cyprinodontiformes; Rivulidae. The record is from RefSeq and is a predicted model, not a curated record. The transcript has 17 exons. Bases 261 to 3158 code for a protein of 965 amino acids.